This is a messenger RNA of Boeremia exigua, 1473 nucleotides long. RefSeq lists its product as uncharacterized. The record is from RefSeq and is a predicted model, not a curated record. The coding region runs from base 321 to 1421 and encodes 366 amino acids. Lineage: Eukaryota; Fungi; Ascomycota; Dothideomycetes; Pleosporales; Didymellaceae. Gene Ontology annotation, cellular component: cytoplasm. The transcript has 3 exons. Gene Ontology annotation, molecular function: 2-oxoglutarate-dependent dioxygenase activity.
UGUAGAGCUUAACCGAACAGCACGCAAUUAUGCCCCCACAUGUCGCAGACACCUACCCCGCAACACCAGCUCUCUAUCGAAACAGCAGCAUGCGAUUGUCAAUGAAACGCCUAUCGAGAUGUGGACGAGUCCAGCCGUAGCCAUUAGUAUCGCUUGGCGCCACUAUUCUUCAUGCACGUUGGGUCUCAACCCUGUGAUGUUGCGAUAUUGUCCCAUCGAUGACAUGCGGGUCUUUGUUGAUCCCGGACUGUACAUAUACUAAUAAGUGUCGAGACCUGUCGACUUCUACUUCUUGGUGAAUAUUGCAAACUUGACCCAUCAUGGCCACAGAAACCGUCACUCUCAACACCAAAAGCACUGAUGCGCCAGCACAGUCGCAAUACCCACGUGAGCCUCUGAAGCUCAAAGGAGUCCUCGAUCAGUACAAGUCCUUUGAUGUGACUCCGGUGAUCGGUCGCGAAUUCAGCGACGUCAACUUGAAGGAGUGGUUGGAAGCACCAAAUUCAGAUGAGUUGAUCAGGGAUCUUGCCAUCACUAUUUCGCAGCGCGGUGUUGUCUUCUUCCGCAAGCAGGACGACUUGACCAACGAUCUCCAGAAGCAACUCGCACAACGUCUAGGUGAGCUCUCGGGCAAGCCAGAGACAUCGGGGCUGCACAUCCACCCUGUCAUAAACGCUGGUCGUCGCCUCGGUGGCGGUGAUAACGAGAUCAGUGUCAUCAGCUCGGAACAGGCAAAGGAAAUCUACAAGAACAAGUUCCUGAACUUCGCAGACCGCAAGCAAAGUGCGAAGGGCGGCUGGCAUAGCGACAUCACAUUCGAGAAGAUCCCCAGCGACUACGCGCUGCUGAGACUGACCGAGUUGCCUAAGACUGGCGGAGACACUCUUUGGGCCUCAGGAUACGAGCUGUACGACCGUCUCUCGCCACCAUACCAGAAGUUCUUCGAAAGCCUCAAUGCCACGUACGCGCAACCCGGUUUCAACCUCGCUGCAAAGGAGAAUGGCUUCGAUUUAUACGACAAGCCUCGCGGCGCCCCUGAGAACGUCGGCAGCGAGCUGAUCGCCGAGCACCCUGUGAUUCGCACAAAUCCGGUGACGGGCUGGAAGUCAGUCUUUGCUGUUGGCCAUCACGUUCAGCAGAUCAAUGGCCUGACCAAGGAGGAGAGCCAGCAUGCACUGGAGUGGUUCGUGCAGUUGAUCGUGGAGAACCAUGACUUGCAGGUUCGCCACAGGUGGCAGAAUGAAAAUGAUCUGGCUAUUUGGGAUAACAGAAGUGUGUAUCACACUGCGACAUUCGACAUCAAAGGGCAGGGCCCAAGGACUGGACAGCGAGCUGUGAGCUUGGGCGAGAAGCCGUACCUGGACCCGAACAGCAAGUCGAGGAGUGAGGAUCUGGGUCUCAACAGUGAGGAAAAGUCGUAGAUCGGUACUAUGAAUGAAUUGUAUUGGAACUGUAUUGAUCUGUUUAUCGUGG